UUCAGACCAGGAAGUAAUAUCAUACCUGCGGUUGCCAUGUUAGAGGGAAUUGUCCACAGUUGUGAAGAAGUCGUUUGACCAUGGACCCUGAAUACAGCCUCCAGGAUGUGGUACGGUGUCAUCUCUGUGAGACCCCGGUCCCCCCUCUACACUGUGUCAUUUGUAACAUACAUCUGUGUAAAGACUGUGAGGGGAAACAUCUCUCUGAUAAAUCCAAACAACACAAAGUGGUGCCAUUCAAAUAUCGGGGAUCUUUUCCUAAAUGUCAAAAACAUCAUACAAAAAUAUGUGACCAUUUCUGUGCUCAAUGCAACAAAACUAUUUGUGAACUCUGUGUUUUCUCUAACGAACAUCAAACUCAUGAUGUUGAAGAUUUAUUGGAAAUUUUAAAACGCAAACUUAUUUUAUUACAGAAAGAAUUACUAGAUUUUGAAAAAUUCAUUUAUCCUAAAUAUCUUGAGAUUGCAUCUAGCAUAUCAGUACAAAAAUCUGAUCUGAAAGAAAACUCAAAGAAAUUGACAACAGCAAUCAACAAACAUGGUCAAGACUUGCACCGAGAAAUAGACUCUAUUACACAAAAACUAAAAUCUGAUCUUGAUAAAAUAGACUCCAAAUACCUGGCCGUCUUAAAAAAACAGGAAGAUGAAAUCACACGCACCAUUUCUGAAAUCACACAGACCAUUGCUGAUCUGAAGAAGUUACUGUACUCUAAAGAUGUCAGCCGUGUCUCUGCCUACAAAUCCAGGAAUGCUGAAUUCAGAAGAUUGCCUCCUAAACUCACAGUUUGCUUACCAAGUUUUACCUCUCAGAAGAUCGACAAAAAACGGUUUUGCCAACAGUUUGGUUCUCUGUCAGCGUCAUCUAUCAAAACAGAAGAAGAUGGCUUUACAAUAGCUCCCCCAUCGGACAGACCGCUCAUUGAUAUGCCAUGUAUCAUCUCAGAGAUAAGAACCAAGUAUAGAAGCUUUAUUGGAUCACUCAGCAUGUCCAGUUUGAAUGAUAAAGACAUCUGGAUAAGUAGUCAUAAUGAAAACACGAUCAAACUCUACAACCUGCAAGGAAAACUAAGAGAGUCAGUCCGAACCAAGUCAGGGAACAUUCCACGGGGCAUAGCAGUGACAAGGAGUGGGGAUCUAGUUUAUACAGAUGACAGUGAUAACACUGUGAAUAUAGUGAAGAAUACACAGACAGAGACAGUGAUCAGACUACGGGGGUGGAAACCUCUCAGUGUCUGUAGUACCUCCUUUGGUGACCUCCUGGUUGUCAUGGACAGUGACGAUUAUAAACAAUCAAAAGUUGUGCGUUACUGUGGCUCCACAGAGAAACAAAGUAUUCAGUACGAUGACAAAGGACUACCUCUAUAUUCAACUAAUGGAUUAUUUUACACGAAACACAUCAGUGAGAACAGGAACUUAGAUAUAUGUGUGUCAGACGUCCGUUCAGUAGUGGUGGUCGAUCAGGCAGGGAAACUCAGGUUUACCUACACUGGUCCUCCCUCUGCUAACAAAGGAUUAUUCUAUCCAUACAGCAUCACAACAGACAGCCAGGGUCAGAUCUUGACAGCAGACAGUAACAACCACUGUAUCCACGUCCUGGAUCAGGACGGACAGUUCCUCCGCUUCAUUGACAACUGCAAUUUACAGAAUCCACGAGGUUUAUGCGUUGACACCAGAGACAACCUCUUUGUGGCUGAGUACCUCAGUAAUAAAGUGAAGAAAAUACAAUAUUAUGUGUAA
Messenger RNA from Magallana angulata, 1736 nucleotides. Its product is annotated as protein wech-like. Gene Ontology annotation, molecular function: ubiquitin protein ligase activity; zinc ion binding; protein binding. The transcript is spliced from 2 exons. The record is from RefSeq and is a predicted model, not a curated record. Bases 81 to 1736 code for a protein of 551 amino acids. Gene Ontology annotation, biological process: protein polyubiquitination; proteasome-mediated ubiquitin-dependent protein catabolic process. Lineage: Eukaryota; Metazoa; Mollusca; Bivalvia; Ostreida; Ostreidae.